Messenger RNA from Suillus subaureus, 1125 nucleotides. RefSeq names its product cytochrome P450. Gene Ontology annotation, molecular function: oxidoreductase activity, acting on paired donors, with incorporation or reduction of molecular oxygen; heme binding; iron ion binding. The record is from RefSeq and is a predicted model, not a curated record. Bases 1 to 1125 code for a protein of 374 amino acids. The transcript is spliced from 8 exons. NCBI's taxonomy places the organism in Eukaryota, Fungi, Basidiomycota, Agaricomycetes, Boletales, Suillaceae.
AUGAAUCACGUCUCGCUCGACAGUGUGGGCAUAGUUGCUCUGUCUCAUGAUUUCGACGCACUCUAUGGAAACAACUCCGAUGUCGUGCAUGUCCUGAAUGCCUUUAGUUCAUCUACCAGCGUUUCCUACAACUUGGUCACCCUGGCACAAAAUUUUCCUUCCAUCCUGAAGCUACCAUUACCUCGCAUACAGUUCUCCCAGAAGCUGAACCCGAUCGUUAGCAAAAUAUGCCAGGAGAUGGUCUCGCGGACGCGCAAGGAAAAAGAGACCGGCGGCACUGAACAGGGGGACAGAUCAUGUUUGGUGGAAGCGGAAGAAUCUGGUGAGAGCGAGGGACUGACUCCACAAGAAGUAUUAGACCAGGUAUAUGAAUCACAGAACACUCCUGAACGAUGUGACACUGGUCUCCGUCACCGCCAGGCAAAGAUUCUACUUCUCGCCGGCUUUGAGACCACUGCAGUCACCAUGACAUGGGCUUAUAUAGAACUUGCGCGGAAUCCAGGCAUACAGACGAAGCUUCGCGACGAGUGUUUAGAGUUCGGACCAACCCCCUCACAUGACGACCUUGCAAAUAAGCUUCCCUACCUGGAUGCUGUAGUGAAUGAAGUUCUUCGCCUCCACGCAGCAGCCAAGGAAAUCGAACGAGCGGUGCAAGAUGUAAUCCCGCUUAGCGAACCCUUGCGCACAGCUACAGGUGACUUUACCGAGAGCGUAUGUAUCCCGAAAGGGACAGUGGUCGUUGUCCCACUUGCCGCGCUUAAUUGCUCUGUUAGCAUGUGGGGCCCUGACGCGAAGACGUUCAAACCUUCACGCUGGCUCGAAGGGGACGAGGGUAUGCAUGGUGCCCGAACCCUGCAGGGCUACCGUCAUUUAAUGACAUUCGGUGAUGGAGCACGGAUGUGCUUAGGAAGGCUAUUUGCGUUGACAGAGUUUAAGGCUGUACUGUUCGUCCUUGUGCGAAACUUUGUGUCUGAGAUGGCAGAUGGCCCUGGGGUGCCGAUCGUAGAGAGUUUGGGGACUGUACCAAGGCCGAGGGUGGUUGGGAGUGCUGAGGCUGAAGUGUGCCUCUUCGGCUAUAUAAUACCGCUAGCGCCAAGACGUCAAUUUCGCAAGUUAUCUGGAUAA